Molecule: messenger RNA, 663 nt
Organism: Cylindrotheca closterium
Lineage: Eukaryota; Bacillariophyta; Bacillariophyceae; Bacillariales; Bacillariaceae
Source: the annotation of a GenBank genome assembly
AUGCAAGGAAAGACACUGGUUUCAGUUUCGUUGAUUUUCUUCCUUGUGAUAUCACCAGGCGAUGGACUAUCAGUUCCAGACAACCGAGUCCGGUCGCGCAGAUGGAAUGGAGGCUACAAAACAGCAAGUAAAAGACUAGCCGAUAUACCCAAGAAAAAGAAAAUUCAUCUGGAUCUGGUUGCCAACGGUAUCGUGAAGACGCUAGAAAAGAAGCGACAGGAGACUUUGCAGCACGUUUUGAGUAAAGCCAUCAUUUGGAAGCUCUUCAUGAACGAGUAUCCAAGUCUGGAAAUAGAGUUUGAUAUUAAGGACCCCGACUACCUUCCCGAUGUGGUUGAUGUCAGCAAUGGGGAAGAUAUUGCUUUUUGGGGUGAGGCUGGGAGAAUGAAGGUGCACAAGGCAGUAGAUCUGAUGCAACGAUAUCCUGAUGCCCACAUUGUUCACAUAAGGUGGGGGAUGAACAUCACCAACAUAUCGCAACCACUUGAAGCCCACUUACAAGCCAAACUUGAGUCUGGCGAAUUGGAUCUUUCAAAAAGGACCGGAAGAUUUACCUUUUGCUCGCUGCCUCUUGAUGUUUGGCGUUUUAUUGACGAUGAAACUGGUGUCAUUUCUGUAGAGAAGGAAGACUUGGAAUGGAAAGAGUUGUCUUUUCCUCAGUAG